This is a messenger RNA of Schistosoma turkestanicum, 1107 nucleotides long. NCBI's taxonomy places the organism in Eukaryota, Metazoa, Platyhelminthes, Trematoda, Strigeidida, Schistosomatidae. The record is from the annotation of a GenBank genome assembly.
AUGAAGCAUCUACAUUAGCUGAUGUUAUCAAACGGCCGACUGAUUCGUCUAUGCCUACAGCAGCAACACCAACCACAACAACAAUAUCAACAACUAGAAAGAAUUAUUAUUCAACAACUGUCGAUUCCGACGAUUUAUUUGAUACAAGUUUAGAUACUACUGUAAAUCCUAAUAUAAGUAGUAGUAAUCAUAAUGAAAAUAACAACAAUAUGAAUCCUGUGAUGAAUAAUCGACCACUUUCAGCUAUUGGUAGUCGACGUCAUCAUUCCAUAUCUGAUAGUUCUGCAAACAAUAAUUCUACAAGUAUUGGAAGUACCAACAAUACUACUACCGCAACAACUACUACAAAUACUACUUGUCAUUCGAAUGUCAAGUUGAAUACAGUAACAUCGAAUGAGUUAAUUGGUAAAUCGAGAAUGUCUCAUUGGCAAAAUAAUAGUAACAAUACUACUAAUAAUAAUACUUAUAGUAAUAUUGAAAUGAAAAUGAAAAAGGUUAUCAAUACUAAAGGAAAUAUAUUUUUACAACGGAAUGAUUUCAAUGUAUUCACAAAUUUACCAACUUAUAAACAAAAUGCAUAUUUUAUUCAAAUGGAUGAUGACAGUUGUACUGGUAAUGAAGAUACACGUGCAUUUCUUUUAGCUCAACUAACCAACCAUCGAGUUUCCGAAGUAUACUGUCUAGCAUGUCAACAAAUCUUAUCCAUUUAUGAUCAUUUCCCUGUUAUUAAUGGUAUAUUCUUCAUCAGUCCAUUAUGUCAUCGUUCUAAUGAAGGUUAUCGUAAAGGUGGUGGUCUACGUAUUACAUGGCAUACAAAUGGUAUACAAAAUCAAUCUGUUCAACAACAUAUUCAUCGUACACACAAUACUACUAACAACUCGGAUAACAGUAGUAGUAAUAGUGGUAACAAUAUAAUUUCAUCCACUAAUGAUCAUCAGUCGAUCAAUCAAAUUGCUUUGAAAUUAUUAGCUCCAUUGAAAAUUAUCUCACCGCCUUCUGGUUGUCUUGGACCAAGACAACAGUUGAAUUCAACACAGCAUAAUCUAAUUAAUACUGGUGCAAUUGGCUGUGCAGGUUCAAAUCAAACUACUGGUAGUUGUAAUAGUA